AAAAGAAGUUCAAAGUUCACAUUAAAGUUACCCUCGUGUGGUGCUGUUACGCUAAAAGAGUAAGAGUAAAAUCGGAGCUCACGCAUCAGACAGCCGCUUGUAACACCCUUUUUUCGGAGGAGAGGGUUCACUGAAUAAGUUGUGAUGGCCUCCUACACCUGCAUCAGCUGCCGAGUGGCUUUUGCAGAUGGCGAGGUGCAGCGAGCACACUACAAAACCGACUGGCACCGCUACAACCUGAAGCGCAAGGUGGCCGACAUGCCACCAGUCACCGCUGAAAAUUUCCAAGAACGAGUCCUUGCCCAGCGGGCAGCCGCCGAACAGCAGCUGAACGACACGACGGCCGGCGAGGGCUGUGCCAUCUGCAACAAGAAGUUCUCCACCGUCAACGCCUACCAGAACCACCUGCAGUCCCACAAACACCAGCAGGCCGAGAAGCAGGCUCUGCUCGCUGCACAGAGGAAAGUGGAAAAGAUGAACGAGAAGAACCUGGAGAAAGGUCUUGGCGAUGAGAAGGUGGAUCACGACGCCAGGAACGAGGCCCUGCAGCAGGCCCUGAAAGAGCAGCAGAGGCCGAGCCCGGCCAAGCAAGGGACAUCACAAGAAGCGAAAAGGCAGACGGUGGAGAAAAUGGAGAAACCUCCCAGGAUGAUGUGGUUGGAGGAACAAGCUAAGAGGCGAGAGAAAGAAGACGGAGCCACAGCUGUGGAAGAAGAGUGGGAGGACAUUGACGAGGAUGAAGAUGAUGACGAUGAGAUGGAGGAUGAAGAGGAAGAGGAGACAAUGGAUCAAGAGGAAGGGGACUCGGUGGGUGCGUCUGACCCCCAGCCCGCCGCUCUGCCCGGCUCCAUCCCUGUCACCAACUGCCUGUUCUGCUCCCAUCACUCCAAGUCGCUCAUGAAGAACGUUGCCCACAUGACCAAAGCCCACAGUUUCUUCAUCCCCGAUGUGGAGUUCCUCGUCGACCUGAAGGGCCUCAUCCGCUACCUCGGAGAGAAGGUUGGUGCUGGAAAUGUGUGUUUAUGGUGUAAUGAGAAGGGCCGUUCGUUCUACUCGACAGAAGCAGUACAGAGUCACAUGACAGACAAAAGCCACUGUAAACUCUUCACAGACGGCGACACUGCCCUGGAGUUUGCAGACUUCUACGACUUCAGGAGCAGCUACCCAGACAGAAAGGAGGGAGAGGAUGCUGAAAUGGAAGAAGAAGAGCUGCCGGAUGACAAGAACCUGGAGUACGAUGACGAAACGCUGGAGCUGACUCUUCCUUCAGGUGCUAAGAUCGGCCACCGCUCGCUCAUGAGAUACUACAAACAGCGGUUCGGAGCUCAGAGGGCGGUGGUACUGAGCCACAAUAAGAACGCUGUUGGCAGAGUCCUCCGGCAGUACAAAGCUCUGGGCUGGGGAGGAGAUGGAGGCAACGGCUCCUUAUAUCAGAAACAGAAAGACAUGCAGUAUGUACAGAUGAUGAAGUCAAGAUGGAUGCUGAAGAUGGGCAUGAGCCACAACGCCACCAAGCAGAAGCACUUCAGAGCCCAAGUGAUGUUCUAAGCCGGGACUGGAGGCAUGCCGACAGACAUGGUGCGAUAUGUGACGCGGACUGGUGGACUUUAACAUUUAAAAUCUUUGCUAUUUUCCCACCAACAGGACUUGGACUAUUGAAGCAGGUACAGCUGCAAAUGAGUGGCGGCUCCUUGCACAGUGGCAGAAAGAAAAAUCAAACAUGUUGAUAUACAGUAGUGCUGUAUUUUCCUUGAAGGAAAUGCAGCCAUGUUGAUUUGUGGUUUGUAAACUGCUGCAAAAACCUUGAUGGAGAGAACAUUUGCACCACCUUCUUGGAAUUCUCACAUGAUGAGCAGUUUGAUUACAUUUUCCAAAUUUUAGCCAUCCUUGUGAUGCAGCAUCUCUGUGUGGAAACUGCAGGUCACCUGUGACUCUGCUUGAAAACCGCUUUGGGAUAUGAAUCCAGGUGGAGGCUGUGUCCUCCCAACAACCACUAGGUGGAGAUUAAAGGCAUGAUCACAUUUCUAAAUUAAUUUAAAACUGUAUGGAUUGGGUAAAAGCUGCAGUUGAUCACUAUCAAGGAGGUGAUUUUACCAUUUUGGACUCUUCAGUCACAUAACAUUUUUAACUUAUUAGUUAACAUCUGUAUAAUUCAGUGUGCCUGUAACACAUCCAACCGAAUAAAUGUUUCAUAUUUAUUGGCUA
Epinephelus fuscoguttatus (brown-marbled grouper) is the source of this 2205-nucleotide messenger RNA. It is a transcript of the gene znf622, whose product is annotated as zinc finger protein 622. Gene Ontology annotation, cellular component: preribosome, large subunit precursor. Gene Ontology annotation, molecular function: nucleic acid binding; zinc ion binding. The transcript has 7 exons. The record is from RefSeq and is a predicted model, not a curated record. NCBI's taxonomy places the organism in Eukaryota, Metazoa, Chordata, Actinopteri, Perciformes, Serranidae. Gene Ontology annotation, biological process: ribosomal large subunit biogenesis. Bases 145 to 1548 code for a protein of 467 amino acids.